Suillus bovinus is the source of this 1436-nucleotide messenger RNA. Its product is annotated as SWI/SNF complex 60 kDa subunit. Lineage: Eukaryota; Fungi; Basidiomycota; Agaricomycetes; Boletales; Suillaceae. The transcript has 8 exons. Gene Ontology annotation, cellular component: nucleus; SWI/SNF complex. Gene Ontology annotation, biological process: regulation of transcription by RNA polymerase II. The record is from RefSeq and is a predicted model, not a curated record. The coding region runs from base 51 to 1283 and encodes 410 amino acids.
GUUACCUGUGCUAACUGUAGAGUGCUAGAUCAUCUCGUACGCCUAUCAAUAUGGACGGAGUGAAAGCUGUUAAGAGACGCAAAAUUACAGACAAAUCCGUCCCAAAUGCUCUUGCGCAACUGCCAGAGUUCGCCGAGGACUCACAAAUGUACCAAAGCUUGCUAGAGAUGGAAAAGAAGCUUGACUGGACAAUGAACCGGAAAAAAGUGGAAGUGCAAGACGCAUUGGCACGCAAUCCGACUACUGCGCGCACACUACGGUUAUUCUUGAGCCACACAGUAUCUGGGCAGCUGUGGCAAACUGGUGAAGCUGGUGCUGAGGGGGUAAACUUCGAGACGGGGCAGGGAAUUCCAGCCUGGUGCCUGAAGGUUGAAGGGCGAUUAUUAGAGCUUCCCAAUCAACGUGCGCGGGACAGGGUUCUUCCUCGAAAAUUCUCAACUCUCAUAAAACGAAUGAUCGUCGAGCUUGACCGUGACCCAACUUUGUAUCCAGAUGGAAAUGUCGUCGAAUGGCCUCGGGGUCCGACUAUUCAGCAGCCUCUCGACGGGUUCACCGUAAGGCGAACUGGAGACCAGCCGACGAAAGUGCGCCUCAUAAUAUAUCUCGAGCAGACACCAGAGCAGUAUAAAGUGGCUCCAGACCUGGGCAAUGUCUUGGGCAUUAAAGAGGAGAGUCGGGUUGGCAUCAUCCAGGCUAUGUGGAAUUACAUUAAAAUACACGGCCUGCAAGACAAAACAGAUCGCCGAAGAAUACGCGCUGACGAUUAUUUGAGACCGAUCUUUGGUGGAGAAGGCAUUAUGUUUCAUCAACUGCCAGAGCUAGUCAAUCGAUAUUUGAUGCCUCCGGACCCUGUAGUCAUCUAUUAUUCCAUCAACCCAGCACACGUACCCCCAGAGCGCCCUUCUGCAUGGGAUAUCGAAGUCAAGAUGGAGGACACGAGUUUGAAGAAUCGCAUCAUGGUGACAGUACAAUCAAGUAAAGACAGCAUGUCUGACCUCGCCAAGUUGGAUGAUGAAAUUGCGCUGUUAUCACAGUCACUACAUAACUCGCACACGAAGCGGCAAUUCCUUCAAAGUUUCGCCAGAGACCCGGCCAAUUUCAUACAAACGUGGCUAGCAUCGCAGUCUCGCGACUUGGAAAGUGUGCUUGGGAGUGGACCGAGUGAGGGUGCUACUAUCCGUGCGGAGGAGUUGCGUAGGAGUGAUUUCUUCAGGCUACCGUGGGUUGAGGAAGCUGUUGCUGUUCACGAAGGACUACGCCUGGCGUCUCGAGGCAUGCAAUGAAAGUUAUAGAACUACGGCUUCUUGUUGUGUCGGCCUUGUUUUUGCAGUCUUAUCUUAUUCUAAUCUUUGCAUUGUUGUACUUACGCGUGUAUUCCUCCAAGAGCUUUCGACAACCAUCAUUUCCAAAUUUAUGCUAAUACGCGUGGACCUUAA